Colletotrichum karsti is the source of this 840-nucleotide messenger RNA. RefSeq lists its product as uncharacterized. The record is from RefSeq and is a predicted model, not a curated record. The transcript has a single exon. Lineage: Eukaryota; Fungi; Ascomycota; Sordariomycetes; Glomerellales; Glomerellaceae. Bases 1 to 840 code for a protein of 279 amino acids.
AUGGCCUUAGUCACCAAUCCAACAUACCUCUUGGCUCCAAACUGGAAUUAUCAGCUAGACGGGCCAAUCGCGCUCGGCAGUAUCGUAGCCGACCCCUUCAAGCCACACCGGCCCCUCAGCAAGCCUACCACCGAUGCCCCGAUUCCAAAAACCGAGCAUUCAGUGGAGCAUAACUGGAAGACAGAGACAGAGAAGCUCCGCGAUGUCAACGUCAGCCUAUGGGCACAGGUUCUUAACAUUGCCAACCUCAAUAUCGGCGCCCGUCGCAGCAAGACAACGACAAUCACGUUCGAGAUGUCGCAGCUUGAUACCGUCUACUUCGGCGAAGAUCCAUCGAGCGAAAACAUAGCAUUGAGGGCGAGGGAUGCGCGCGUCAAGACUGCUUUGAAAAUCGGCAAUCGGUUCCUUCGUGGUACCGUCUACAUGGUUUCAGGCCUCAAGAUCGCCCGCGGCUUCAAACUAACGCAAUCAAACGCGACCGAGAGAGGAGGGCAGAUUGGGGCUGGUGGAAUGGUGACACCAGAAGUAAGCGUCGGUGGAAACUUGGAUGUCACCACAGGCAUGAGCAGAACCACCGGAUCCGAAGCGGGUCAUGAUAUCAUAUUUGCCUACCAGCUAUUACGGAUAACGACUAAGGGAAAGGGUGAAAAGCUGACAUUUGAGCUGGAUGAAUUCCAGGAUGAUGCCGCUUUCCUCCACGACAACGACAUCAAUGAUGACGAGGACGCCGGCCCGGAGGUGGAGAUAACCGCUGUGCCACCAGCUGAAUUGGCCGAAACCCAGAGGGGCAUGACAGUCAAACCUGAUGAUGACCAGUACGCUUGGUUAUUCUGCAGCUAA